Messenger RNA from Oncorhynchus keta (chum salmon), 2472 nucleotides. RefSeq lists its product as uncharacterized. The record is from RefSeq and is a predicted model, not a curated record. NCBI's taxonomy places the organism in Eukaryota, Metazoa, Chordata, Actinopteri, Salmoniformes, Salmonidae. Bases 1 to 2472 code for a protein of 823 amino acids. The transcript is spliced from 7 exons.
AUGGUGGAGGUGGUAGAGAUGAUGGAAGUGGUAGAGAUGAUGGAGGUGGUAGAGAGGAUGGUGGUCGAGAUGAUGGAGGUGGUUGAGAUGGUGGAGGUGGUAGAGAGGAUGGAGGUGGUAGAGAGGAUGGAGGUGGUAGAGAUGAUGGAGGUGGUAGAGCGGAUGGAGGUGGUAGAGAUGGAGGUUGUAGAGAUGAUGGAUGUGGUGGAGGUGACGGCGAUGAUGGAGGUGAUAGAGAUGAUAGAGGUGGUGGAGGUGAUGGAGAUGGUGGAGGUGGUAGAGGUGACGGCGAUGAUGGAGGUGAUAGAGAUGAUAGAGGUAGUACAGUCGGGUGGCCCACCUGGCAUCCCUAAACCUGGCAUCCCCAAAGAUGGCAUUUCCAAACCUGGCAUCCCCAAAGAUGGCCUCCCCAAAGAUGGCAUCCCUAAACCUGGCAUCCCCAAAGAUGGCCUCCCCAAAGAUGGCAUCCCUAAACCUAGCAUCCCCAAAGAUGGCAUCCCUAAACCUGGCAUCUACAAACCUGGCAUCCCCAAAGAUGGCAUUUCCAAACCUGGCAUCCCUAAACCUGGCAUCCCCAAAGAUGGCCUCCCUAAACCUGGCAUCUCUAAACCUGGCAUCUACAAACCUGGCACCCCUAAACCUGGCAUCUCUAAACCUGGCAUCUACAAACCUGGCAUCUACAAACCUGGCAUCCCCAAAGAUGGCCUCCCCAAAGAUGGCAUCUUUAAACCUGGCAUCUCCAAACCUGGCAUCCCCAAACCUGGCAUCUACAAACCUGGCAUCUACAAACCUGGCAUCCCCAAACCUGGCAUCUCCAAACCUGGCAUCCCCAAACCUGGCAUCCCCAAAGAUGGCCUCCCCAAAGAUGGCAUCCCUAAACCUGGCAUCCCCAAAGAUGGCCUCCCCAAAGAUGGCAUCCCUAAACCUGGCAUCCCCAAAGAUGGCCUCCCCAAAGAUGGCAUCCCUAAACCUAGCAUCCCCAAAGAUGGCAUCCCUAAACCUGGCAUCUACAAAGAUGGCAUCCCCAAACCUGGCAUCCCCAAAGAUGGCCUCCCCAAAGAUGGCAUCCCUGUGUCUGGCAUGUCUGUGAUGGCCUCCCCAAAGAUGGCAUCCCUAAACCUAGCAUCCCCAAAGAUGGCAUCCCUAAACCUGGCAUCUACAAACCUGGCAUCCCCAAAGAUGGCAUUUCCAAACCUGACCCUCCCAAACACACUCAGAUCCUCUCAGACCAUCCCAGACCCUCUCAGACCCUCCCAGACCCUCCCAGACCCUCUCAGUCCCUCCCAGACCCUCCCAGACCCUCUCAGACCAACUCAGACCCUCCCAGACCCUCCCAGACCCUCUCAGUCCCUCCCAGACCCUCUCAGACCCUCUCAGACCCUCUGUCCCUCCCAGACCCUCUCAGACCCUCUCAGACUCUCUCGGACCCUCCCAGACCAACUCAGACCCACUCAGAGCCUCCCAGACCCUCUCAGACCCACUCAGAGCCUCCCAGACCCUCUCAGACCCACUCAGACCCUCUCAGACCCUCCCAGAACCUCCCAGACCCUCCCAGACCCUCUCAGACCAACUCAGAUCCUCCCAGACCCUCUCAGACCCUUCCAGAUCCUCUCAGACCCUCUCAGUUCCACUCAGACCCUCUCAGUUCCUCUCAGACCCUCUCAGUUCCUCUCAGACCCUCUCAGACCCUCUCAGACCCUCCCAGACCCUCCCAGACCCACUCAGACCCUCUCAGACCCUACCCUCUCAGACCCUCUCAGACCCUCCCAGACCCUCUCAGACCCUCUCAGACACACUCAAUCCUCCCAGACCCACUCAGACCCUCUCAGACCCACUCAGACCCUCUCAGACCCUCCCAGACCCUGUAAGACCCACUCAGAUCCUCCCAGACCCACUCAGACCCUCUCAGACCCUACCCACUCAGACCCUCUCAGACACUGUAAGUCCCACUCAGAUCCUCCCAGACACACUCAGUUCCACUCAGACCCUCUCAGACCCACUCAGACCCUCUCAGACCUACUCAGACCCUCCCAGACCCUCUCAGACCCACUCAGACCCUCUCAGACCAACUCAGACCCUCUCAGACACACUCAGUUCCACUCAGACCAUCUCAGACCCUCUCAGACCCUCUCAGACCCACUCAGACCCUCUCAGACCCACUCAGACCCUCUCAGACACACUCAACCCACUCAGACCCUCUCAGACCCUCUCAGACCCUCCCAGACCCUCUCAGACCCUCUCAGACACACUCAGUUCCUCUCAGACCCUCUCAGAUCCUCUCAGACCCAGACCCUCUCAGACCCCAGACCCACUCAGACCCUCUCCCCUCCCAGACCCUGUAAGACCCACUCAGAUCCUCCCAGACCCACUCAGAACCUCUCAGACCCACUCAGACCCUCUCAGACCCUCCCAGACCCUGUAAGACCCACUCAGAUCCUCCCAGACCCACUCAGACCCUCUCAGACCCUGUAA